Messenger RNA from Carassius gibelio (silver crucian carp), 2454 nucleotides. RefSeq names its product origin recognition complex, subunit 3 (gene orc3). The record is from RefSeq and is a predicted model, not a curated record. Bases 133 to 2262 code for a protein of 709 amino acids. Gene Ontology annotation, biological process: DNA replication initiation; DNA replication. NCBI's taxonomy places the organism in Eukaryota, Metazoa, Chordata, Actinopteri, Cypriniformes, Cyprinidae. Gene Ontology annotation, molecular function: DNA replication origin binding. Gene Ontology annotation, cellular component: nuclear origin of replication recognition complex; nuclear pre-replicative complex; DNA replication preinitiation complex. The transcript has 20 exons.
CAGGAGGCGCUAAUGCUGCUGAACAUUGUGCCAUAAAAUAUUAAGAAGAAGAAAAAAGCGGCAGCGUGAACUCGUGCUGUACUGUCUUACGGAAGUUUGUUCGCUGUUGAUUUUUGUUUUUGGAGGACAGAAAUGAGCGAAAUUCCAACUUCAUCGGUGUCAAAGGGAUGUUUUGUUUUUAAGUCAGCCUCUAAAAAGAGAAAGAGACAUGUGGGAGUGGGUGGAUAUUUGGUGGAUGAUAGUGACGAUAACGCCAGCGAUCGCUUUAAGAUCUGUCAGAAAUUGUGGGAAACUGUUCAAAUGAACACAGAGGUAAUACAAGAUCAGUUGAAUAAAAAGGUGCUUGACAGUCUUGCAGAGUUCAUUAAAAAGCAUGGCUUGGGCCGCUCAUCUGAUAACUGGAGACAGAGAGCCAGUGAAAUCCCCACAGCUGCUCUAAUGCUGGGGGUAAAUGUGCCGGAUCAUGCCAUGACAUUUCGAAGUCUGUGUAAUCUUCUUCAGGAUUCUGUCACACCCUUUGUGGUGUCUGUUCAUGCCAAAGAAUGUGCAGCUGUGAAGUUCUUGAUUCAGAAGGUUCUAGAGCAGCUGAUGGAAAUAGGAGUGUCUGUGGAUGAAGAACAGGAAGAUGAUACAGCUUUGCCUCAAAGGACACAGUGUACUAUAAGUGCUUUAUGUCAGUGGUACAAGACUGUUACCAAGAAAAGCACCAAAGUUUCUCCUCAAAGGAAAGAAAACUCGACAAAUAGUGACUUGCCUCAGAGUUUGCCUGUUGUCGUGAUCUUCAAAGACUUUGAGGCAUUCAACCCACAAGUUUUGCAGGAUUUUAUCCUUAUUUGCAGUCGAUACACUCAGGAGCUUCCCUUCAUCUUUAUUUUUGGCAUUGCCACGUCUCCAAGUGCUAUCCAGCACAGGCUUCCCCACUCGGUGUCAUCAUUGCUCUGCAUUGAGGUCUUUCAUUCUCUCUCAUGUACUCAGCAUUUAGCCUCUGUUUUUGAGAAGCUUAUUCUGAACUCUGAGUUCCCAUUCAAGCUCAGCAGUAGGGUGAUCCAGGUGCUGGUUGGCAUCUUCCUCUAUCAUGACUUCUCUGUUCAGAAUUUUGUUAAGGGCCUACAGUUCUCCAUGUUGGAGCACUUUAAUAGCCAGCCUCUCAGUGUGCUUUGCUGCCAAAAACAAGAGGCCUUGCUUUCUGCCAAGACAUUGAGCAAGAAAAAUGUUGAACGAAUCCGCCAUCUACCCUCUUUCAUGAGGUAUGUGGAGACUCAGGAGCCCCAGGAACAGGUGCGGCUCCUUACUGAUGAUGAACAUGUCAAGGGCGUAUGUCAUACAUUACUGAAAAACCUUCAUAAAUACCACAAGAAUUACUAUCCCAUUCUACAGUGUCUGCACUCUUUGACCUCAUCACUGCCUAAGUUUCCUCUAGGAAAGCAUAUACGAGAACUGCAUGUAUCCUGCAUUGAGAAGAAUUUGUGGGAGACAGAGGAGUAUGACUCGGCCUUGCAGCUUCUGAGGAUUCUAGCAAAGGAUGAGCUUGUUGCAGCUUUACGGAAGUGUGCUGAAAUUCUUAAAUCUGCCAAGCCAAUGCAAAAUGUUCUGCAACAAUUGGAUGAUUUCAUUGGUAGAUUGGAAGCACUGCAAAGUGUCUCUUCAGAAGAUUCCUCUGGAAAUGGGAUUGUCUCAGGAAAAAUGGAAUAUCAGAGAACAGAUCUCUUUCAGCUUCAAAAGACUCUGCUUGAAAAAGAGUCCCGAAGAACAAGGAGAAUGAAUCCAUUUGAAGUGCUUCGAAGUCAGGUGAUAGAGUUUAUUGACAGCCUUGUGAGAGAAUACUUGACUCCAGCAGAACUCCAGCCACUCAGUGAAGUGUGCUACUACAGUUCCUCUGGGGUCCUGAGGCAGCGACUCAAUGUCACCCCACGAACAUCCAUUCAAGCUGCUCUCAGUCAUCCUUUCUACUAUUUGCAGAAUGAAAGCCUGAAAACAAAUUCUGGCACAAUCUCCAGUGCUGCACCAGACCUCUGCAUUGUAUACAAGCUUCAUCUCGAGUGUGGAAGACUCAUAAAUCUAUAUGACUGGCUUGAGGCUUAUGUAACUGUGAUGUCAGCUGCUGAGGACCAAGAUACUAAUUCUGAGGAGGGCGGCAAAUAUGACAGCCUUAAGCAUGCUCGUUUCAUUCAGGCUGUUUCAGAGAUGGAGUUUCUUGGUUUUGUUAAAUCAACCAAACAGAAGACUGACCAUGUGGCAAGACUGACUUGGGGAGGUUGUUAAUGAAAUGCAAAGCACUGUUUCCUGAGCAGAAGAGACUGGUCUGACAUACAUGAAAUCAUUAUGUAUUUUGCAUCACAUGUAUUUUGUACUGUCAGCUGUAUUACAUUCUACUAUAACCCCCACCCACCCCCUCUUUUUAUUUUUUACAUUUGUUGCCAUUGUGGUUAUUUGGAAUAAAUAUAAUGCAGUGUU